Messenger RNA from Mirounga angustirostris (Northern elephant seal), 1889 nucleotides. It is a transcript of the gene PSMF1, whose product is annotated as proteasome inhibitor subunit 1. The record is from RefSeq and is a predicted model, not a curated record. Gene Ontology annotation, molecular function: endopeptidase inhibitor activity; proteasome binding. Lineage: Eukaryota; Metazoa; Chordata; Mammalia; Carnivora; Phocidae. The transcript is spliced from 7 exons. Gene Ontology annotation, biological process: proteasome-mediated ubiquitin-dependent protein catabolic process. The coding region runs from base 114 to 905 and encodes 263 amino acids.
CCUGGGCCUGGGCGGGUGGAGUAGCGGAGGGUAGUCCUCAGCAGUCGCAGGAGCCAGUCGGCUUACGGCACUGUCUCCCUUCCUUCCUCCACCCGCAGGAGCCGAGGGCGCCCAUGGCGGGCUUGGAAGUACUGUACGCAUCGGCGGCGCCGGCCAUCACCUGCGCGCAGGACGCUUUCAUCUGCUUUCUGCACUGGGAGGUGGUGACGCACGGCUACUACGCCUUGGGUGUCGGCGACCAGCCAGGUCCCAGUGAUAAGAAAUCAGAACUGCUGCCGGUCGAAUGGAAUAGCAAUAAAGACCUGUAUGUCCUCCGGUAUGAGUCUAAGGAUGGGUCCAGAAAGCUCCUUGUGAAGGCUGUCACCGUGGAGAACAGCAUGAUCAUUAAUGUGCUGGAAAGUGGGUCACAGCAGGUGUCAGAUUUGACCCUGAAUUUGGAUGAUUAUAUCGAUUCAGAACACCUGGCUGACUUCCACAGGACUUACAAGAACAGUGAGGAACUUCGGUCUCGCAUUGUGUCUGGAAUCAUCACACCUAUCCAUGAGCCCUGGGACAAGGCUAGCGUCAGCAGUCCCCACCAGGAGUUUCCGCCUGCCACUGCCAGAGAGGUGGACCCCCUCCGGAUUCAGCCACAGCACCCACACACGAGCCGGCAGCCUCCCUGGUGUGAUCCCCUGGGCCCGUUUGCUGUCGGGGGAGAGGACCUGGACCCCUUUGGGUGUCGGAGAGGUGGCAUGAUUGUGGAUCCCCUGAGGUCUGGCUUCCCAAGAGCACUCAUUGACCCAUCCUCGGGCCUCCCAAACCGUCUUCCUCCAGGAGCUGUGCCCCCAGGAGCACGCUUUGACCCCUUUGGACCCAUUGGGACCAGCCCAUCUGGCCCGAGGCCUGACAGACGUGGUCAGUGAUGAACCCCUCUGCUGGAGUGGAAAGAGCACCAUAGAGCACCAGGCUCAGAGGCAAGAGAUCAAGGCACUAGUCACUUUCCUUCCACAACUAGCAUUUCAUCCAUGGGUGGGUCCUUUUACUUCUCAGCUCCUUGGGUUCUUUCCCUGAUAUUAGGGCAUACUAUUUAUCUGUGGGCAGAGGGUAGGCUACCAGAGCCUUCCUGAGGUGUGUGCUAAUAUGCUCUAGCCUGGGACUGCCUGUCUGAGUGUGGGUUAGGGGUACACUAAACUGGGGCCUGGGUGGGGAGGCUAGCAUGAGCAGGCUUGGGCAUUUCUGGCAGACCCCAUCUCAAGCACUGAUUUGGUAAAAGACCACCUCACAGCCUUGAGAACAUUUCUGCUCUGCAGAGAGACUCAGAGAUUGGGCAGAGCUACAAAUGGAAUCACCAGUCAUAGUCUUCUUCCUCACGGGCCCGCAAAUGGGUGGAAUGUUUUUGUUUUGGAAUUGGUUCAUACCUGCUACGGAAAGGACUUGGGGCACUUUGGUCACACAAACAUCCUUUAUUAUGAAAGGAAGCAUUUAAAGAAACAUCACACUAGAAACCAUCAGACAAGCAGGGAAAGUAGAUCACUUUUAGAACCAUGAUUCGAGGAAAAGAUGAUUGGAACAACAGAUUUGCCACUUAGGUUUUCUAGUAGCAAAGGUCAAAAGGAUGGUCUUAGACAUAAUUCUGUUUUCUGAGAACAGAAACUUCCUGACUUUCAUCUGCAGAAUCAGCCACUUUUUGCAUGGGUCUCCUUGUAUCAAGGACACUAAGGAACACAGACAAUGUCUUAGUUGUGUGGGGGGAGGUGAACGGGGCCUUCAGCAGCUUCCACAUCAUGCUGCCACUUCCCUCCUUCCAGCCAUGAGCAGUCCCCAGGCAGCUAGCGGGAAUGGUUGCGGGUAUGUCUUGUAGAACUCGAAAGGUGGAAGCCUAACAAUAAAAUCAGCACUCAAUAACC